Bradysia coprophila is the source of this 2985-nucleotide messenger RNA. RefSeq names its product glycogen phosphorylase (gene Glyp). The record is from RefSeq and is a predicted model, not a curated record. Gene Ontology annotation, molecular function: pyridoxal phosphate binding; glycogen phosphorylase activity. NCBI's taxonomy places the organism in Eukaryota, Metazoa, Arthropoda, Insecta, Diptera, Sciaridae. Gene Ontology annotation, biological process: glycogen catabolic process. Gene Ontology annotation, cellular component: cytoplasm.
AAAUCGACAAUAACACAUAAUACGCAUGCUUGACCUUCUGACAAGGUGACCGAUAUUAGAUAGAGACUAAAUGAAAACCUAUUACUCGCGGCUAGUAUUUCGAGUUGAACACAUCUCGUUCACAAAUUUACUCCGCGUUCGAUAAUAAAUUUCCAUUCAAAUUUUCCAAUAAAAACCUUUCGUGUGACAUUAUGGCUACACCGAAAACGGAUCACGAAAAACGCAAACAAAUCAGUGUUCGCGGUAUCGCUCAGGUGGAGAAUGUUGGCGAAGUGAAAAAUAGUUUCAAUCGGCAUCUUCAUUAUACGCUGGUAAAAGAUCGGAAUGUAUCAACACCCCGGGACUACUAUUUCGCUAUUGCCCAUACAGUUCGAGAUCAUAUGGUAUCAAGGUGGAUACGUACACAGCAGUACUACUAUGAAAAGGACCCCAAGCGUGUCUACUACCUAUCACUGGAAUACUACAUGGGUCGAUCACUGCAAAACACCAUGAUCAAUCUUGGUAUUCAGGGUGCAUGUGACGAAGCUCUCUAUCAACUCGGCCUGGACAUCGAAGAAUUGGAAGAUUUAGAAGAGGACGCCGGUCUCGGUAAUGGCGGUUUGGGUCGUUUGGCUGCAUGCUUCUUGGAUUCGAUGGCCACCUUGGGCUUGGCCGCAUAUGGUUACGGUAUCCGUUAUGAAUAUGGCAUUUUCGCUCAAAAGAUUACGAACGGUGAACAGAAAGAAGAGCCUGAUGAUUGGUUGCGAUAUGGUAAUCCAUGGGAAAAAGCUCGCCCUGAAUUCAUGUUGCCGGUCAACUUUUUCGGACGAGUCAUUGAUACGGAUGAAGGAAAGAAAUGGGUCGAUACGCAGGUGGUGUUUGCUAUGCCGUACGAUAAUCCAAUUCCUGGUUACGGAAACAAUGUUGUCAAUACGCUGAGGUUGUGGUCAGCCAAGAGUCCAAUCGAUUUCAAUUUGAAAUUUUUCAACGAUGGUGACUACAUUCAAGCCGUCUUAGAUCGUAAUCUGGCCGAGAACAUCUCCCGGGUACUGUAUCCCAACGAUAACUUCUUUGAAGGCAAAGAGUUGCGUUUGAAACAGGAAUACUUCAUGUGUGCCGCCACACUUCAAGACAUUAUUCGUCGCUACAAGGCAUCGAAAUUCGGUUCACGCGAAGCCGUUCGAACUGAUUUCAAACACUUCCCAGAUAAAGUGGCCAUUCAACUCAAUGAUACACAUCCAUCGUUGGCCAUACCGGAAUUGAUGCGUAUCCUAAUUGACGUUGAGAAGUUAUCGUGGGACGACGCCUUCGAUAUAACGACACGUGCCUGUGCGUACACCAACCACACCGUACUUCCAGAAGCGUUAGAACGUUGGCCAGUUUCUUUGCUUCAAUCGAUCCUGCCACGCCAUUUAGAAAUCAUUUACCACAUCAAUUUCCUGUUCUUGGAGAAAGUUAAAGCCAAAUAUCCAGGUGACAUGGAUCGCUUGCGACGAAUGUCCUGCGUGGAAGAGGAAGGCGAUAAACGUAUCAAUAUGGCUCAUUUGUCGAUUAUCGGUUCACACGCAGUGAAUGGCGUAGCUGCUCUUCAUUCGGAAAUUUUGAAGAAGGAUCUAUUCAAACCCUUCUACGAAAUGAACCCGGAGAAAUUCCAGAACAAAACCAACGGCAUCACACCACGUCGUUGGCUGUUGUUGUGCAAUCCAGGCUUGUCAGAUGUGAUCUGUGAGAAAAUCGGAGACGAGUGGCCAGUGCAUCUCGAUCAAUUGCUUGCAUUGAAGAAAUGGGCCAAGGACGCCAAUUUCCAACGCUUGUUCGGCAAGGUCAAGCAGGAGAAUAAAUUGCGAUUCGCCCAAUUGUUGGAGAAAGAUUAUGGAGUCAAGGUGAAUCCGUCAUCGUUGUUCGAUAUUCACGUGAAACGAAUCCAUGAGUACAAGCGUCAGUUGUUGAACUGCUUGCACAUCAUCACAUUGUACAAUCGCAUCAAGAAGGAUCCAACCGCUAAGUUCACUCCUCGAACGAUCAUGAUUGGUGGCAAGGCAGCUCCAGGCUACCAUACCGCCAAACAGAUCAUUAAACUCGUUUGCGCUGUUGCCAAUGUGGUUAACAACGAUCCGAUUGUUGGUGACAAAUUGAAAGUAAUUUUCUUGGAGAACUAUCGAGUUACAUUGGCCGAGAAAAUCAUGCCCGCCGCUGAUUUGUCGGAACAAAUUUCAACUGCCGGUACAGAGGCGUCUGGAACCGGUAACAUGAAAUUCAUGUUGAACGGCGCCUUGACCAUCGGUACGAUGGACGGUGCCAAUGUCGAGAUGGCCGAAGAAAUGGGUCUGGAUAAUAUCUUCAUUUUCGGUAUGACCUGCGAACAGGUGGACGAACUGAAGAAGAAAGGCUACAAUGCCUACGAUUACUACAAUGGUAAUCCGGAUAUUAAGCAAUGUGUCGACCAGAUCCAAGGCGGUUUCUUCAGUCCAUCCAAUCCGAACGAAUUUAAGCAAAUUGCUGAUAUUUUGUUGAAAUAUGACGGCUACUAUACGUUGGCUGAUUAUGCCGACUACAUCAAGGCACAGGACAGAGUCUCUGCUACUUAUCAGAAUCAAUCGAAGUGGCUCGAAAUGGCUAUCAAUAAUGUGGCAUCUAGUGGAAAAUUCUCCAGUGAUCGUACGAUUGCUGAAUAUGCUAGGGAAAUUUGGGGCGUUGAACCAUCGUGGGAAAAACUACCCAAUCCAGCUGGAAAUUAAAUUAGGUCAUCCGUGUCAGUUAAUCAUAUGCAAUAUGCGCAGAAGAAAGUUUUUUUUCUGAAAUUACAAAAGUUGGAGUUGAGAAGUUUAGUAAUGUCAUUACAAGUAUCCACUAUAAACGGGCAACAAAGUCGCUUCCUUUUUUUUAUUGAUUUGUCAUUCUCUCUUUUUUUGUUAAUCUCAACGUCCGGCUGUAGAAGAGUUUAACUUGAACGUGCCAUUUAAAUCUAAAAGAUUUUUUUAAUUAUUUGUAUUUGUUAUAUGUAAA